Messenger RNA from Fundulus heteroclitus (mummichog), 1869 nucleotides. RefSeq names its product alpha-L-fucosidase 2 (gene fuca2). The transcript has 7 exons. Bases 133 to 1500 code for a protein of 455 amino acids. Gene Ontology annotation, biological process: fucose metabolic process; glycoside catabolic process. NCBI's taxonomy places the organism in Eukaryota, Metazoa, Chordata, Actinopteri, Cyprinodontiformes, Fundulidae. The record is from RefSeq and is a predicted model, not a curated record. Gene Ontology annotation, molecular function: alpha-L-fucosidase activity. Gene Ontology annotation, cellular component: lysosome.
CGUUUGUUUUACUGUACCUGCGUGUGUUUAAAAAAUAAUCGGCGCAUCAUGUGAUAGUUCCCGUCAUUUCCCUGUUUUGUGCGGACAUCCAACCCGUCCGACCGGAUCAUUUGUGUCAGACCUCGCUUUAAAAUGGGAGCCUUAGCAGUGGCGUCUCUGCUGGCUCUGAUUCUGCUGGUGGACUUCAGCAGGGCCAAGUACGACCCGACGUGGGAGUCCAUCGACUCCAGACCGCUGCCAGAGUGGUUCGACCAGGCUAAGUUCGGCAUCUUCAUACACUGGGGGGUGUUCUCUGUGCCGAGCUUCGGCAGCGAGUGGUUCUGGUUUUACUGGCAGAAACAAAAGGUGAAGGCCUACGUCGAUUUCAUGCAGAAAAACUACCCUCCAGACUUCAAGUACCAGGAUUUUGCACCACAGUUUACAGCCGAGUUCUUCGAUGCCAAAGAGUGGACGGACAUAUUUGCCGCGUCGGGGGCCAAAUACAUCGUGCUGACCACAAAGCACCACGAAGGUUUUACACUUUGGGGCUCGAAAAACUCCUGGAACUGGAAUGCCGUGGACGUGGGGCCAAAGCGAGACCUGGUGGAUGAAGUGGCGACCGCCGUGCGCGCCCACGGGGACAUUCGUCUAGGGCUGUAUCACUCCCUGUUUGAGUGGUUUAACCCGCUCUUUGAGCUGGAUGCUGCCAACCUCUUCGCUACGACCUACUUCCCUACCGCUAAAACUCUCCCCGAGCUUUACGAGCUUGUCGGGAAGUACAAACCGGAGGUGCUGUGGUCCGACGGAGAUGGAGAUGCGCCCGACAAGUACUGGAACAGCACGGGCUUCCUGGCCUGGCUCUACAACGACAGUCCAGUGCGAGACACCGUGGUGACGAACGACAGGUGGGGCUCCGGAUCCAUCUGCAAACACGGCGGAUAUUACACCUGUAGUGACCGCUACCAGCCAGGACACCUGCUCAAACACAAAUGGGAAAACUGCAUGACCAUCGACACCAAGUCCUGGGGCUACAGGCGAAACGCUCCUCUCAGUGACUACCUCACCAUCGAGCAGCUUGUGGCGACGCUGGUGGAGACCGUCUCCUGCGGAGGCAACCUGCUGAUGAACGUGGGCCCCACGCACGACGGAAGAAUCGGUCCAAUCUUCGAGGAGCGCCUCAGGCAGAUGGGCCAGUGGCUGAAGGUGAACGGGGAGGCCAUCUACAACACGACGGCGUGGCGGGCUCAGAAGGAGAACGCCACUAACAACGUGUGGUACACGUCCAAACCUCAGGAAAAGGCGAUCUUUGCCAUUUUACUGGCGUGGCCGGAUGAUGGAUCGGUGAUUCUGAAUGAACCGGUGGUUACAAAGGAACAGACUAAGGUGGAGCUUCUCGGUUACGGCUCUCUGCAGUGGGAGCCAGCGAAGCCCAGCGGACUGCAGGUUAUUCUGCCUCAGCUGUCCUUCAAACAGAUGCCGUGCCAGUGGGCCUGGACUCUGAAGCUGACAGGUGCCUCCUGAAGGAAAACGACUCGAGCUUGAGCUGGAGCAGCACAGCAGGCCUGGAGAGAGACUAUUCGCUCUCUUGCUCAAAUGACUACUAUGAAUAUUUUUUUGUUUUUGUUUUUUAAUAUGCAUAAAAAUCUAGGUUUGAAGAAUAAACUUGCUGGAUUUUUAGUGAUUUGCACUUGUGACAAUUUGCUUAGAGAAUUGUCUUUUAAAAAAUCUAAUGCAGGAAAUCAAUUAUAAACUGCACACAUUUCUACAGAUUUCUGCAGUUGUUAAGAAAUGUAUUUACUAUUUGAUAAAAAUAUAUUUUUUACAAUGCCACUUGUUCUGGUCAUUCUCCUUUUUCUAUGUGAAUCAUUAAAAAAAUAAUCUGAUGGAAAA